AUGAAAGUCGGUCACGGCGGGUAUCGAGGGUCAGAAGUACCUCUGCCAGUUGAGGUUCUCAAUCUCAUCCUCUCGUAUACGUCAACGUUACAAGAUGACGAAACGCAAUAUACGCUGUGGGCAUGCUGUCUGGUGUCUAGGUCCUGGUACGCCGCCUCAAUCAGCCACCUCUACGCUCACCCACUUCUUGGGAACCGCAAUUUCGACAAAUUCGCUCGCACAAUAUGCCCGCCUGUGAGUGCGCAUAAACCUAAGAUAGGUUUAGAGAACUUUAUAACGCGACUGGAUAUGUCUGGCCUCGCGUACGAAAGCUCGAAGAGUCUCACGGCCCGACUUCUGCGCAGGACACGGAACUCAUUGGAAAGCUUCGCGGCGCCGGCAGUCACCUUUUCAAUCGCAUGUCUUGCGCCGUUAAGCAAAUGCGCGCAUCUAAAACUGUUGGAUCUCUCUUGUGACUCAUAUGAAAUGACCCUGCCGCAGCUUCUCGACUCAAUUGGCCAUCUCUCCCAUUUGGUCACUCUCAAACUGCCCCGGAAUGCACUUCGUGGUCGCUGCAGCCUCAGCUCCAAGUCCCACUGGCCAGUGCACCUCCGAAACUUGCAGGUAAGCGACUUCCUUUACGACGACCUCGAGUCUUGGGCCACUCUCUUCGAAAGUUGGCCCAGCAGCAUUCGAAGUUUCAAGAUUGCCGAAUGCAAAGGCUACGGGUCACUGCACUGCUUGGAGCCAAGUUUCCUUGCCGUGGAUUCCAUUACGUCUUUCGAGAUAGGGAUCUCGUGGCACGAGGACGCAUUUCCUUUCCAUCGCCUCCUCAAGACAUUUCCAAAUAUUGUCAGACUCACUCUACCGGCCUAUCAGGCAGAACAACUAGCAAAGUCCACCGGUGUUGAUGAGUUCAUGAGCGACCUCCAAAGUGGUGCAUAUCUUCAAGAUGCGGACCAUGAGAGUUCUGUAGAGGUCCUGAUCUUGACGGGACAACAACCACCUGCAACCGUCCCUCCGGCCUUGAGUGCCGAAAUUCUCGGAAGAUAUGUCCACAAAUUCCCUCGACUGAGACGACUAGAGAUCCCGGAGCCAUAUGCUCGUCCGGGUGGAGCGACAAGGGAGUAUGAACUACUAAACGAUGAGCUGGAGAGAAGGGGAAAUGCAGAAAAUAGAGCAACAUCUGGAUUGUAUCUGUGCUGA
This is a messenger RNA of Exophiala spinifera, 1185 nucleotides long. RefSeq lists its product as uncharacterized. The record is from RefSeq and is a predicted model, not a curated record. Bases 1 to 1185 code for a protein of 394 amino acids. NCBI's taxonomy places the organism in Eukaryota, Fungi, Ascomycota, Eurotiomycetes, Chaetothyriales, Herpotrichiellaceae. Gene Ontology annotation, molecular function: protein binding. The transcript is spliced from 2 exons.